GGGCGCAAGAGAGUCGAGCCCUCCCUUGUUUCACGUGAUCGCGCCACCUAUUGCCCGGCGCCGCUCCAAACUCCGAGUGUCCAUAGCCUGUGAUUCUGCACUGGUGAAUGGCGAUCCCGACUCCCGGAAUUCCCCUUGAUAGAUCGCUCAGUCAGACACGGCAGAGUGGAUGUAUGGUUAGGACUGUGGCAUCUGGUCGCGCCACUGGGUGAGGGAAAAGGGCCGCGCCGGUGCCGCACGACAGCGCUAUGACCAUCGCAAUGAUAGCCAAUCAGGACCCACAGGAGGGCCCACCUAAUACCCCACCUCAGGGAGGGGAUGGAGAAGUGCUGGGUGAGGGGGAAGGGGAGGAAAUGGGAGCAGGUGAACCAGACUUUCCACUGGCUGCCUUGGCUCGGCUAGAUGAGAUGAUCCAUCGGCAAAGAUGGGUUGUACCAGUCUUGCCAAAGUGUGAGUUGGAGCUCCUCUUAGAUGCCUCCAUUGAUCUGUGCACCCGUGGUUUGGACACAAGAAGUGAAGCAUGCCAGAGGUUCUUCCGUGAGGGUCUUACUAUCUCAUUCACCAAAAUUCUUACGGAUGAAGCAGUUAAUAGUUGGAAAUUUGAAAUUCAUAGGUGUAUUCUCAAGAACUGUGAAAAAUUAAUUGAACUGGUGGUAGUAAAACUGCACCAAGACUGGUUUCCUUUACUUGAUCUGCUUGCAAUGGUGCUCAAUCCUAAUUCCAAGUUCCACACCUUCAAUGGAACCCGCCCCUCGGAGACAGUACCUCAGGGGUCCCAGAUUCCAGACUCUGAGCUAUUUGCUCGGCCUCCUGACCCUAGGAAUCCUAGGGGUUGGCUGGUAGAUCUUAUCAACCUCUUUGGCAAACAUGGAGGCUUCCAGAUUCUCCUAGAAAGAUUCCAAUCUGGCAAGAAUCUAUCGGUUCCAGUGAUUUGUGCUCUCCUCCGACCAUUUGGCCUAUGCUAUGAGAUGCUCACAAUACCUACUAUAGAAAAAUAUUUCAUGUCUAUUGUAGAGGUAGUCCCUGCCUUCUUAGAAAACCUCACUGAUGAUGAAUUGAAGAAAGAAGCCAAGAAUGAGGCCAAGAACGAUGCACUGUCAGCAAUUAUCAAAGCCAUUAAGUGCCUGGUGUCCCGAGUGCCCAGUCAGGAGGAGACGGCCAAGAACUUGGAAAUAUUUAGGUUGAAAAUGAUACUCAGGUUAUUGCAAAUAUCAUCCUUUAAUGGGAAGAUGAAUGCUCUGAAUGAAGUAAACAAAGUGAUUACCAAUGUGUCCUAUUACUCCCACCGUCAUGGACCUUUUGAGGAAGAGGAAUGGCUGACAGCAGAGCGCAUGGCAGAAUGGAUCAAGGAGAAUCGCGUGCUGCAGAUUGUAUUGCGUGAUUCACUCCAUCAGCCUCAGUAUGUAGAGAAAUUAGAGAAGAUCAUUCGCUUUAUCAUCAAGGAGAAGGCUUUGACCCUAGAAGAUCUAGAUGAUAUCUGGGCAGCACAGCAUGGGAAACAUGAGGCCAUUGUGAAAAAUGUGCAUGAUCUCUUGGCCAAACUUGCUUGGGAUUUUUCCCCAGAACAACUUGAUCACCUUUUUGGAUGCUUCCAGACAAGCUGGAGUCAAGCUAGUAAAAAACAACGUGAGAAACUUUUAGAAUUAAUCCGAAGACUAGCAGAAGAUGACAAGGAUGGUGUCAUGGCACACAAGGUAUUAACUCUGCUGUGGUCCUUAGCACAUUCAGAUGAUGUUCCAACAGAAAUAAUGGACCAGGCUCUCAAUGCUCAUGUAAAGAUUUUAGAUUAUUCAUGCUCACAGGAUCGAGACACCCAGAAAAAGCACUGGCUUGACAGAUGUGUGGAGGAACUCAAGCAUGACAAGUGGGUCCUCCCAGCACUGAAACAAAUACGAGAGAUAUGUUGUUCGUACAGUGAGGCUCCACCUAACUUCUCACAACACCAGCGCCCAACUCCACAUGUCAGCUACCGUCACGAUGUUAUAUCCAAGCUACAGAAUCAGCACUCACUCGUGGUCCUUGUGGCAGAUAAUCUCACAACUUACAUGAAGAAUAUUAGACUAGCUGCCAAGGAAAAUCCAGACCUGAAUCCAGCAGAAAUAAUUCCGGAUGGCCGAUACAACCACAUUUGUCAAGUUCAGGAGCGGCUAAAUUUUCUCAGGUUUCUGUUAAAGGAUGGUCAGUUAUGGCUGUGUGCACCUCAGGCCAAACAGAUAUGGAACUGCUUGGCAGAAAAUGCUGUCUUCACUGUUGACAGAGAAUCGUGCUUUAAGUGGUUUUCAAAGUUAAUGGGCGAUGAACCAGAUCUUGAUCCAGAGAUUAAUAAAGAUUUCUUUGAAAACAAUAUAUUGCUUCUGGAUCCAUCACUGUUGACUGAAAAUGGCAUGAAGUGCUUUGAUAGAUUUUUCAAGGCUGUUAAUUCAAAAGAGGGCAAGCUGGUUUUGAAGAAACGUGUAUACCUCAUGGAUGAUGUUGAUCUAAUUGGUGUUGAUUAUGUUUGGAGGGUUGUACUCUGUGGAACUGAAGAUAUUGCUAGCCGUGCCAUUGAACUUCUGCGAGAGACAUUCACUAAUCUAGGACCAAGACUCCAAGCAAGUCAAGUCAUUAUUCAUGAUGACUUUUUGUCUAGUUGUAUGUCCCGGCUAAAGGCAAUGUAUGACACUGUAUCAGUGUUAGAUCGGGAUAAAGACUCGGUUAACAGAAUUAGGCAAGAGACUACAAGAAUGUGUCGUGUCCUUAAAGUUUUAUAUGAAUAUGUGUCAGAAUGUGAUGGUGAUUUUGGAGAUGAUCGCUCGAUUUUGCCACUUGGAAGAUCCUCAAGGGGCAAGCAUUUGUCGCUCUUGGUACGAUUCCCUGUGCAGGGUCGGCAACCAGAUGAACUGGAUGUUUGGACUCAUACUAAUGAUACUAUGGGAGCCAUCAGAAGACAGGUUUUGCACCGUCUGAAGUCAACAGCUCCAAAUGUAAAAGUCGAACUCUACCUGAACACCGACCCCAUAGAUCCAGUUGAUGACAAGAAGAUUAUAGCACAUAUGCCUCUUAGAGAUAAAAUGGUAUUGACAGCUAAGCUAGUCCAAGUCGGAAGUAACAUGCCAUCAUCCCCAGACAGUUCCUCCGAUUCUUCAACAGGUUCCCCACAACACCCGUAUGAGGGACCUAACGUUGAUGCAGAAAAUUGUCUUCCUGGUGUUAUAAUGUCAGGUCAAGGAAAGUAUACACAAUUCCUCCUGCAAUUAGCGGACUUGGGCUGCACUUUACAACUACCACAGUUGAGAGAUAGUGCACGUGCUCUUCUUGAAAUAAUGCCGGCAGACCAGUACACAGUUAACAAUUUACGAACUCUGUGUAUGGAGCAUGCAAAGAUUGGAGACCAGAACAUGUCUCCUUCUUUAGAAAGUAUUGUAUUUUCACCAUCUCCAUCACAAGUCCUCUAUAACUUGCAGGUUUUAUACUCUCUCCUCAUGCCUGCACAUAACCCUAUGUCAGAAAAGGCACAUGAAUUCCAGUACAAUUUCAUGAAAAGUGGAGGAGUAAAGCUUAUCAUUGAUAUGCUGUCCAAAAACAACUUCCUUUCAAACACAGAUAUGCCCACCAAAAGGUAAGAUUUCUUUGCUGUAAACGUUAGCUUUCAGAUUAAAUGCCUGAAGAUAGACACAUGCAGAGAAAACUUAUGCAGUGCUGUAAGUUUGGCAGCAUCCACGCACACACAAGCUUUAGUGCUCCAAGAAGCACUGCAUCACAUCCCCAACCCAGCCUCAGACUGCAUGGUGCGGAAUGUGGCAUCACGUCUGGCGCAAUCGCUUCACGACCAGGUCACUAUCACAUCAUGUCUCUGGGCGCACUUUAUAACUGGUGUGGUCCCUGACAUGAGUGUGGUCAGAGCUAUUCUCAAAAUUACCUGGGCUUCAGCAGCUGGCCAGGGCCAUCUUAUCACAUCGUCUCUUGAUGAGAUUGAAAAGGCAGCAGAGAGACCGCCCACAAAACCCCCAGAUCCAGAGGACCUAUGUGUGUGCCGUGAGGGUCUGGAAACACUGUCAGUAGUUCUAGCCCUUUAUCCCCCUGCUCUUGAAACCUUGACCAAGGACACCCAGUUCCACAAACUUGUGAUGGGGUUGGUGUUAGUAGGCGGUGAGCGAAGCAUACGGCAAUGUGCAGUGGAGCAGCUCUUGCUUAUGGCUACAAAAUGCUCGAACUCGCCCCACACCCUCGUCGUCUUUAUCGUCAUGCUGUUCAAUGUUCUCAAUGGCCUCAAUAGCGAGUACUCGAAAGAAUAUUUUCAGCUGUUGUGUGGAUUACUAAACUGGGCGUGUGUAUCGAGUGUGACUGUAACAGGCGUUGACCGCCUACUAACCACGGAGGUGGAGUGGUUGAAGAAUGUCAGAGCCAGUGUAGCUCAGAUGGCCCAAGGUGGACCAGAGCCCCCAGUAGAUGAAACUUUGUUGGAAGGCCAUCUCUGUGUAACUAGGGAGCUUGUAGCCUUCCUCCCUCCUGAGAAGAAAUAUGAAAUUGGUGGUGAUCCUUCCAAAGGAAUUUUUCUCAUUAGGGAACUUGUAGAAGACUUUAUAUUCCCAUUUUCUAAGGUGUACCUUCAAUUAGAGCAUGCCGCAGAGAUGCCUGCUGAGCAGGCCAUACCAGUGUGCUCAACUCAACCGACUGUGAUAGCAGCAUAUGAACUCCUAGUCACUUUAUGUACUGGCUGUGUCCCGAACCUCAAACUGCUGGCAGAAAUGCUCACCAAUAUGUAUUAUUCAGACUGCGAUGAGAGUAUUGGGGAAUGGGAAUAUCUUCCUCCUGUAGGCCCACGACCUAUGAAAGGUUUUGUGGGUUUAAAGAAUGCUGGGGCCACAUGUUAUAUGAAUUCUGUCCUCCAACAAUUAUACAUGAUCCGACAAAUAAGACAUGGGGUCCUAGCAGUGGAAGGCGCAGCAACAGAUCCAGAGGAAGACUUCAGUGGUGAGGAAAGAAUGGAACAGGAGACCAACCUUGAUGGUAAUGAAGAUGAUGCCAUGAGUAGUAGUUCCAAUGAAGAGAGCAGGAAGGAGUACCAUAUUGGUAUACUAAAACAAGUGCAAGCCAUCUUUGCACAUCUGGCUUGUUCCAAGCUCCAAUAUUAUGUUCCCAGAGGACUUUGGAAACAUUUUAAAUUGCAAGGGGAACCUGUAAAUUUGCGUGAACAACAUGAUGCUUGUGAAUUUUACAAUAUUUUAGUCGAGAGCUUGAAUGAGGCUCUAAAGGCAUUAGGACAUGAACAAAUAAUGAACAAGAUUUUAGGAGGAUCAUAUUCAGAUCAGAAGAUCUGUAAAACUUGUCCACAUAGAUAUUCACGUGAGGAAACCUUUACGGUCAUCAGCAUAGACAUCCGAAACUACAGCAACCUAUAUGACUCACUUGAACAGUAUGUUAAGGGAGACCUUUUAGAGGGGGACAAUGCCUACCUAUGUGAGAAAUGUGACAAAAAGGUUGAUACUGUAAAACGGAUAUGUUUAAAGAAACUACCCCCAAUUUUAGCAAUUCAGCUGAAAAGAUUUGACUAUGACUGGGAAAGAGAAUGUUCAAUCAAAUUCAAUGAUUACUUUGAGUUUCCACGCGAGUUAGAUAUGGACCCAUAUACGGUUGCUGGACUCGCUAGAAAUGGAGAACUCAUAGACUAUGACCCAGAAGAUAUGAAGACAGUGAUAUGUAGCAAGUACAAGUUGACAGGCAUUGUGGUCCAUAGUGGUCAAGCAAGUGGAGGACACUACUAUUCAUACAUUCUUCACAGAAAUGGGAAUGACCAGCGAUGGUACAAGUUUGAUGAUGGGGAGGUUACAGAAUGUAAAAUGGAUGAUGAAGAGGAAAUGAAAAAUCAGUGUUUUGGUGGUGAAUACAUGGGCGAGCAAGUAUUUGAUAACAUCAUGAAAAGAGUUAGUUAUCGGAGACAGAAGCGAUGGUGGAAUGCAUACUUGCUGUUCUACACUCGACUAGAUGUGGAGGAAGAUAAUCUCUGCAACUCUAUAAAUGAGCUCAGCAUAGCAGAACGCCCAGGAUUGAUAAAGAUGCCGAGUGCCAUCGAGCGAUCAGUGGUGCGGCAGAAUGUUAGGUUUAUGCAUUCCCGCUCCCAGUUUUCUCCAGAGUACUUCCAAUUCCUCAAGAAACUUAUAUUGACCAAUCAACCUUAUGUACUACCAGCACCACAGGAUAGGAUUGUUGAGAGUGAGGAGAUAGCUAUGAUUAGUACACAGUUGUGUAGCAAGUUCCUCUUUUCUGUGGGGUUGCAUACAAAGAAGACUUUACGUGGACCAGCGCCAGAGUGGUAUGAUGCCCUGCAGGUCCAUUUGCGAGCAUCAGUCCACACUCGGGCAUGGUUUGCUCAGCAGAUAUUAUUUGCCCAGCCACACCGUUUUGUUGAAUAUCUCUUGGAGUGUCCUGCGCCUGAAGUACGGAUGGUAUUCAGCAAGCUUAUAGUCCUAGUGGCCCAUUGUGCUCGUAAUGAUGGUCCACAGCCACUGGGAUGGGGACCUCUCAAACAUCAUCCUGGCCUUGAUAUGGCAAGUGGGAGCUGCACACUUAGUGACCAGUUGUUGGUAGCUGUGCUGCAGCUGCUGAACAAGGAUGUAUCCGAACACGGUCGUCAUCUCACUCAGUAUUUUCAUCUUUUCAACCUAUAUGCAUCAUUGGGUCCUCCAGAGAAGUUGCAGCUGUUGAAGUUGAAUGUGGUUGAGAUGUUUAUGCUGGUGGCUUUGGAUGAGGGACCAGGACCAGCCAUAAAAUAUCAAUAUGCUGAACUUGGGAGAUUAUAUCAGGUGGUUUCCCAGUUGAUAAGGUCUUGUGAUGUCUCCCAAAAACAACAGUCUUCACAACCAAACACUGCACCAUUGCCCAAUCCACAUGGAGAUCCAGCAUGUGCAGAACCUCUUAUGCCAAUUCAGCCCAAGGUUGUAGAAAUCCUUUAUGGAAGAGCAACGUAUGUGAAAAAGAUUAUCGAAGAUGCUAAUAGCUCUGAAGACACAGUGAAGCUCCUCAAGUUCUGUUGUUGGGAGAAUCCCCUCUUUUCUUCCACGGUGCUCUCGGAACUCCUGUGGCAGAUUGCCUACUCCUAUACUUAUGAGCUGCGACCCUACUUAGACCUACUUUUGCAUAUGCUGCUACUUGAUGAUUCUUGGCAGAACCACAGAAUUCACAAUGCACUUAAAGGUAUUCCGGAUGACAGAGAGGGCUUGUUUGAUACUAUCCAGAGAAGUAAGAACCAUUACCAGAAGCGAGCCUAUCAGUGUAUAAAGUGUAUGGUAGCUCUUUUCUCUUCCUGUCCUGCUGCUCAGCAGAUGCUUCACUCCAAUGGUGAUCUAAAGAGGAAAUGGACCUGGGCGGUAGAUUGGCUGAACGAUGAAUUAGACCGUAGACCAUAUGCAGCAGCCAAUCAGCAAUACGGAUUCAGCAAUUGGUCUCCACCUGCACAAAGUAAUGAAACUAGCAAUGGCUACUUCUUGGAACGUUCACCUAGUGCUCGUUCAACGCUGGAAAAGGCCUAUGAAUUGUGCCCUGAGGAUGAGCCAGAGGCAGAAGAAGGUGAAGAGGCAGAGGUAGCAGUUCCAGAAGAAGUUGCACCCCUUCCUCCUGUAUCAGACCCAGUGCAGCAACAACAGCAGCAGCAGCAGCAGCAGCAGCAGCAGCCACAGCCGCAGCAACAACAGCAGCAACAACAGCAGCAACAACAGCAGCAGCCGCAGCCACAACAGCAACAGCCACAGCAGCAGCAACCUGGGGUAAGUCAUUAACAUGAACUUUUUAAG
This is a messenger RNA of Penaeus indicus, 7769 nucleotides long. RefSeq names its product probable ubiquitin carboxyl-terminal hydrolase FAF-X (gene faf). The record is from RefSeq and is a predicted model, not a curated record. Gene Ontology annotation, molecular function: cysteine-type deubiquitinase activity. Gene Ontology annotation, biological process: protein deubiquitination; cell migration. The transcript has 49 exons. Gene Ontology annotation, cellular component: cytosol; nucleus. Lineage: Eukaryota; Metazoa; Arthropoda; Malacostraca; Decapoda; Penaeidae.